This is a messenger RNA of Oncorhynchus gorbuscha (pink salmon), 2981 nucleotides long. Its product is annotated as pregnancy-specific beta-1-glycoprotein 1-like. The transcript has 9 exons. Gene Ontology annotation, biological process: cell surface receptor signaling pathway. NCBI's taxonomy places the organism in Eukaryota, Metazoa, Chordata, Actinopteri, Salmoniformes, Salmonidae. The coding region runs from base 102 to 1943 and encodes 613 amino acids. The record is from RefSeq and is a predicted model, not a curated record. Gene Ontology annotation, molecular function: transmembrane signaling receptor activity.
AUACAUACAUCAACUCUGGACACUCUGAAGAUGAUGCUCUUCCCAAAACGACUCUGACUGUGAAGCCAAACCCUGCAUUCACUGGAGAGACAGUCACUCUGAUGUGUUCAGUUACGUAUGACAGUAGAUGGAACUAUCAGCAGUACAAAGACUGGAAUUAUAAUGUAGUGUCCCAGUCUGUCAGACACACUAUAACAGGAAACACCUUCACUAUCAGUAGAGCUGCUGAGUCUGACCAGGGUCAGUACUGGUGUGAAGGGGACAGAGCGUCUAGACCCAUAUCUUCACAACCAAGUGAUCCUCUCACUCUCACUGUAAAAGCUCUUCCCAAAACUACUCUGACUGUGAAGCCAAACCCUGCAUUCACUGGAGAGACAGUCACUCUGAUGUGUUCAGUUACGUAUGACAGUAGACGGAACUAUCAGUGGUACAAAGACUGGAAUUAUAAUGUAGUGUCCCAGUCUGUCAGACACACUAUAACAGGAGACACCUUCACUAUCAGUAGAGCUGCUGAGUCUGACCAGGGUCAGUACUGGUGUGAAGGGAACAGAGCGUCUAGACCCAUAUCUUCACAACCAAGUGAUCCUGUCACUCUCACUGUAAAAGCUCUUCCCAAAACUACUCUGAUUGUGAAGCCAAACCCUGCAUUCACUGGAGAGACAGUCACUCUGAUGUGUUCAGUUACGUAUGACAGUAGAAGGAACUAUCAGUGGUACAAAGACUGGAAUUAUAAUGUAGUGUCCCAGUCUGUCAGACACACUAUAACAGGAGACACCUUCACUAUCAGUAGAGCUGCUGAGUCUGACCAGGGUCAGUACUGGUGUGAAGGGAACAGAGCGUCUAGACCCAUAUCUUCACAACCAAGUGAUCCUGUCACUCUCACUGUAAAAGCUCUUCCCAAAACGACUCUGACUGUGAAGCCAAACCCUGCAUACACUGGAGAGAAAGUCACUCUGAUGUGUUCAGUUACGUAUGACAGUAGAUGGAACUAUCAGUGGUACAAAGACUGGAAUUACAAUGUAGUGUCCCAGUCUGUCAGACACACUAUAACAGGAGACACCUUCACUAUCAGUAGAGCUGCUGAGUCAGACCAGGGUCUCUACUGGUGUGAAGGGAACAGAGUGUCUCGACCCACAUCUUCACAACCAAGUGAUCCUCUCACUCUCACUGUAAAAGAUCAACCCCAACCUGUCCUGAGUAUCUCUCCUCAGUGGAUGAACCCUGGAGACUCGGUGACUCUGAGCUGUGAAGUUGACAAGACGUCUACAGACUGGAGGUUCUCCUGGUACAGGACUGUUCCCUACAGAGCUGGGUUACUCUCCCUAUCAGACAAGUCUUACUCUCUACAGCCCCUAUCUGACAAUGUGACUAGUGAAGACUCCUACACUCUGAUCCCUGCUGGUCCUACUCACACAGGAGGAUAUGUGUGUCGAGCUGGGAGAGGAGACCCAGUCUAUGACACACUCUACAGUGAACCUCAGUUUCUCUGGUCAGGAGAUGGUGAUGUGAUCCUGGAGAGUCCUGUCCAUCCUGUGACUGAAGGAGACUCUGUGACUCUGACCUGUACAUUUAGACAUCAGGGAACAAAUCCUAAACUCAAUACUGAUUUCUACAAAGAUGGAACACUCAUCAAGAAUGAGACCACAGGAGAGAUGACCAUCCCUACAGUAUCCAAGUCAGAUGAAGGAUUCUAUAAGUGUAAAUCUGGUGAAGGAGAAUCACCAGAGAGCUGGGUGACAGUGAGAGUCCCUCCAGGUUCCAUUGUCUCCAUCUCUCUGACCAGGCUGCUGUGUGGUCUACUGGUGAUGUCUCCCUUUCUACUGGUGUCCAUCGUGCUGACGGUGAAAUGCUGCAGGGCUCGAGGUUUGUGUUCAACAGUCAAAUCUUGUCAAGACCAGAUAGCAUGUGAUGAUGUCAUCGAACAGAACGAAUCAUCCGUGUGAUCAUUACGGUAUGAACUGUAAGCUGAACAACCACUUUUGUGGUUUUUGUGGUUUUUGUUUUUUGACGUUGAUAUAUGAUAGUGUUUACUGAGUUUAAUAUCACUGAAUGGAAUUUCACAAAUGCUGAAUGUUAUGGUUUUGUAAGUUUACAUUCUCAGCUUUUGGUGGAUUGUAAGCUUUUUUUCGUUAUUGUUGAUUGAUGUCGAUUUUUCAUGAAAUAUUCCACUUGCCUCUUUAUUUCAGUUCGUUAAUAAAACAAGAGUGUAGUGCCUUUUUUUGUUUAAAAGUUGAAUUUCCUGCAAUUUUUUAAUGUGUUGUGUUUUACAUAAUGUCAUGCUUUUUACAUGCAGCUGGAAAUAGUUGAGCCUCAUGCUUUAGAGUAUACAGUACGUGAAUCUUUUCAGUUUUUAAUUUGAAUUUAGAAUACUAAAGAUGUGUUUAUACUUGAUUGGCUGAAGGUGCUAUAACAAUUGAGUUGGAACACGUAGAUAUAGUUUUUUAUAAAAAAUGUAUAUUUACAUAAUGCAGCUUUAAUGCUUAUUUUUAUUUUUAAGGUAGACUCAGGGAAAUGACAUUGCCACAAGUAGCAUCGCAGAUAUUGAGAUGAGUGAGAUGCAAGACUUCAGUCACACACAGUAUCUGCGCAUAUGCACGGGUUCACCUCACGCUGUUCAGCGUGUUAGCCAAUACAGCAGAGAAGUUAAACGCUCUUAGUUGUUGUGGAAAUUGAACCACUGUUCACUUUCUGCAUCUACGUCAUAUCGCUGAGUCUCCCUUUAAACUCCACUUACUUUUUACUUGUAUUCUUUUUUAAAUACUGUCUAAUAAGUAUUUUGUAAAAAUAAAAAAUAUUUUUUUUUACAGCAGAUAUACAUUUUCAACAUGUAUUUUGUAAAAUGGUUUCAGUAGUUGUUAAAGGAGCCAGAUGAAUUUUCCACUAUGGAAUUAAAAAUGGAGAAGUUGUGUUAUAUUUUGUAUUAAUUUUCAUAUCUAAUAAAGUGGUGAUUCCCCACAUCAUUGUGUUGAAAUACAACGUGA